Molecule: messenger RNA, 1572 nt
Organism: Zophobas morio
Lineage: Eukaryota; Metazoa; Arthropoda; Insecta; Coleoptera; Tenebrionidae
Product: potassium/sodium hyperpolarization-activated cyclic nucleotide-gated channel 1-like
Exons: 8
Coding region: 1-1572 (523 amino acids)
Biological process (GO): potassium ion transmembrane transport; sodium ion transmembrane transport; regulation of membrane depolarization
Cellular component (GO): HCN channel complex
Molecular function (GO): voltage-gated potassium channel activity
Source: RefSeq, a predicted model, not a curated record
AUGUCAGAAGGAGAACUGCCGAAGUUAUCAGCGAAAGCGGGUUGUCUAGCUAGAGUUAAACGCACACUAGAACUAUCAAUAUUAAUAUCUGAGAAAAAUCCUUACAGUUUACAGUUUUACGAAAACCUGACCACCAUUAGAAAAUUGCGAAUGCGUCAAAUAGCAACUGGCAGCACCAUUAUCCACUGCUUCAGUGACUUCAGGAUAUAUUACGAAAUGUGGAUGGCAGUUAUUUUCUCGAUUUGUUUGAUACAUUUUCCACUACAAGCAUCUUUCGGCGGUAGGGAAGUCUCUAUGCUCCGCAUUUUUAAACUCUGUGUAGACUGUGCAUGUGUUGCCGAUAUAGCUUUAAGGUUUCGAACAGCGUACGUCGAGGAAAAAGAAAAAAGAGUAAUAACAGAUCCCCAACAAAUAGCAAUGAAGUACCUCAGGACGUUUUUUGUACCAGACCUUAUUUCCACGAUACCCGAUCCUUACACUUUUGGCCCUGGGGGUUCAACCAUUUUUCUAGAUAUACUUUCACUGCUGUGUCUUUUUAAAUUAAGUAGGGCAGCAACAACGUACGAGUACCUCCUGAGAAGUGCACAGUAUCUUCGCAUAGAUAAGCCAAUCUGUAGGACACUGUUGACCGCUUUCUUCUUUAUUUUAUUUUGUCAUUGGACGGCUUGUGCCGUCUACCUGUUGCCUCAUUUCCGACGCGCAUUGACCGGACAAAUCGACAAAGAUUCAUGGACCCUGCGGGAACGCAUCUUCGACGAAUCUCUAGAACAACGGUACUUCCACACCCUAUACAAAGCUUCUGCCUACAUACUUGCUAUCAAGCAACAAACAGUCACGGAACAAGCGUUCGAGGAAAAAAUUUUUGCCUGCGUGCUCUACAUCGUCGGGAAGUUAGUCGUUUUCUAUAUCACCGUGAUGGCGGUGGGAAAGUUCUUGAACAUUUGGUCACUCGAGUCGAAAUAUUACGAAGUUGUCGAAGAACUGGAAGGUUUCAUGAGACGGAAACAGUUAUCUACGGCGACCAGAAAUAGGCUCCUCCAGUACUACAAUUAUAAGUUUCGCAGAACGUACUUCGAAGAGCACACCAUCAAGAGCAUCCUCUCAGAGCGUCUUCGCCAACAGAUCAACCAGAACAUCAUGCAAAAGUUCAUCGGUAACGUGGAAAUUUUCAACUGCAUUCCGCAAGAGACGAUGAACCGCAUCAUCAACCACCUCCACCUGGAGGUGUUCCUGCCGCACGAUCUCAUCAUCAAAGCCGGCACGGUAGGGGAGGCUAUGUACUUCCUCGGAUCGGGAACCGUAGCUGUCUACACCCCUUCAGGCAAAGAAGUCUGCCACUUACAAGACGGGGCACAUUUCGGUGAAAUUGCCCUACUCAAAAAAGAGCAAAAAAGGACUGCGCACGUGUUCGCUGUAGAAAUUUGUGAAGUGUAUAAACUCGAUAAGAGAUCUUUUAAUAGUUACUUGCGGCCAGUUAAGGAGUUGAUGGAUCAGAUGCUACAAGAGGCGAAUCUGAGGAUCGAGAUGACGAAAGACUUCGAAGACAUCCACAUCAGGGACUAUAAGUUUUAG